Aspergillus japonicus CBS 114.51 is the source of this 1270-nucleotide messenger RNA. RefSeq lists its product as uncharacterized. Gene Ontology annotation, molecular function: arylformamidase activity. Lineage: Eukaryota; Fungi; Ascomycota; Eurotiomycetes; Eurotiales; Aspergillaceae. The coding region runs from base 49 to 1083 and encodes 344 amino acids. The transcript has 2 exons. The record is from RefSeq and is a predicted model, not a curated record.
CUCUUCAUUACGAAACUAUUUGCCGUUUCAGUCCUUGGAUACCCUUCUAUGAUGUCGGAAUUCAACAUCCCAGAGAAAUACGAUGACCUGCCAGACAAGCGACGAUACUGGCCGGCGGCGCCAGGGUCGCGCGAAGAGGGACUGGGCAUGCUACGACUAUUGACUCCAGAGGUCGUCGCCAGCGCAGCCCAGACGCAAAUCCGGACCGGCGAACGCGUGUGUUUGAACUGGGAUCUCGAGAAGCUGAACCCUCCGGGCUUCAAGCGCAAGCCCUUCGAACACAAAGUGAAGUGGGUGGCAGAGGGCGUUGCCUUUGACGACGAAUAUCACUUCAACCCACAGCAAUCCUCACAAUGGGACGGACUGCGUCACCACAGCGCGCCGCCGCCGCCUGCCGCAGAGGAGGACAGCAGUAGUCGCACAACAUCAACCACCACCACCACGACCGGCAGCGCGAACGAACAGGUGUUCUACGGCGGCACGACGGCGGCCGAGAUCCUGGACCCCCAGUCGGCGCGCAUCGGCAUCGGCCACUGGGCGAAGCAGGGGAUCGCGGGCCGCGGGGUGCUGAUCGACUACUGCAGCUGGGCGCGGGAGAAGCGCGGGGUGACGGUGGACGCGCUCAGCCGGUACGAGAUCUCGCUGGACGAGGUGCAGGCGAUCGCGCAGGAAUGCGGCAUCGAGUUCCAGCGCGGCGACAUCUUCUUCUUGCGCGUGGGCCUGCCGGCCACGUGGGACGCGAUGACCGACGAGCAGAAGGCGGCGUACAGCCGGCAGCCGACGCCGCAGCAUGCGGGGCUGGAGCAGAGCGAGCGCGUGCUGCGCUUCCUCUGGGACCACCACUUCGCCGCCGUGGCCUCGGACGCCGUCAGCUUCGAGGUCUACCCGCCCCUCCGACCGGAGUGGGACCUCCAUCACUACCUGCUGGCCGGGUGGGGGUUGCCCAUCGGCGAGAUGUUUGAUCUCGAUGGGCUCGCCGAGAUGUGUCGGCGGCUCGGGCGGUGGACGUUCUUCGUGUCGAGUAGUCCCUUGAAUUGUGCGCAGGGCGUGUCGAGUCCGCCGAAUUGUAUGGCUAUUUUCUGAAUGGGGAGGUGGGAAUUUACGUUGAAGUUAAAGCUGAAGCUGUUUUACGGUUUAUGGUUAUGGUUAUAAUGGAUUGAUGGUGUGUGGAUGGAUGGCCGGAUGAGAUAAGCAAUCAAGCCUCCACGUGCCUCGGCUCAACACGUUAUCUCCAUCGCGUCUCAUUUUUGGGAACUGCAUCUCUCAGGGG